AUGGUUGUAUUCACUCGAUCUAAGUCGAACAAGAUGAAUUCUUCUGCCGCUAGUGGUGAGCUAAGCAGUGAUGUUUUCGGCACCGACUCCAACUCUACUCAGAAGGCUGCUGAAAUGGCAAUGCACCUCAGCACUUUAUCGGAUUUUUUCGCACAUGCGCAAAAUGUACCAGCUCAAGUUGUAGAAUCAUUCAAUGCCUUACAAUCAAUUUUGAAUGAUUCCCAUGCUCUGUGCGAAGAAUUCCAACGCCGCAGGAGUAUUAGCAUUUUCGCUGCCAAAAAAAUUGGCGAACGAGAGAGUAGCAGGGAGAACAACUAUAUCUCUGGCGCUGCCAAAAGGCCCAAGCACUCAGGGCUCCAAGGCGCCGUGUCGUACAAGAAAUUGAAAUGAAUGUUCUAUUUUUUCAACUCUCGUCAUCUCCAAAAGAAAAGUGAAAGCUUGGCAGUAAUAGCUGUUUAUCAUCGAGUGUUGUUGUAAUAGCUUGCAAACAUUUACAAAACGACAAAAUUAAUUAACAGAUCUUGAAGUGCUCCAGUACGAAUCAGAUUUAUGAUCGCAAGCGACAAUUGCGCACUAUAUACUUGUGACGGAUGCCUCACAUCUUAUUAUUUGGCUUUGAACUUUGGUAGAAAUAUGAGUUUCAUUGUUUUUCGUUAUCUGAAUCCGUUUU
This is a messenger RNA of Cylicocyclus nassatus, 670 nucleotides long. The record is from the annotation of a GenBank genome assembly. Lineage: Eukaryota; Metazoa; Nematoda; Chromadorea; Rhabditida; Strongylidae.